Molecule: messenger RNA, 2027 nt
Organism: Desarmillaria tabescens
Lineage: Eukaryota; Fungi; Basidiomycota; Agaricomycetes; Agaricales; Physalacriaceae
Exons: 2
Coding region: 103-1704 (533 amino acids)
Source: RefSeq, a predicted model, not a curated record
CCAUGACCAGCAAACCUUUGGAGUUGCUAGUCACAUCGUAAUGGCUUCUUACAAUAAAGCUUGACCCAUAUACUGAUUAUUCUCAAGGAUCAGUCUCCUCCGAUGCACCGUAUCUUUACCGUCCCUGAGUUGGUCAUCGCAAUCCUCACCGAGUUUUCCCAGACGCACCGGCUCGCAUAUGGUCCUCUCACUGUCUGUAAAAAUUGGGCAGAUAUUACCAUGGAUUUGAUUUGGCGCGAAGUAUGCGAUCCUAGUCUCAUCUUCGAUCUGCUAGCGCCUGUUGGAGAUCUGCUGAUGCCUGUUGGAGAACAAUCCGAAGGUGACGAUGGCACUUACGAAUUCGAAUUUUCGUUUGAAUCCCUUCCUACACCGAGUGGAUGGGCGCGCUUCGACAUAUACAGGCGGCGGAUACAUGUCCUGGAUAAUAUGAUAUUAUGCGCAACUUAUCGUCAUGUCAUAAACGACGUUGCUGUGCUUCGGCCUGACGCUAUACCCUUUCUUCCUAAUCUCACUGAACUUGCCUGGUCAUGCCCUAAUGGUGACUUGUGGCGCGAGUCGGUCUUUUUCAUGCACGAGGGGAUCACAAAGCUUACGCUCAAGCUAAGAGAGGUUGAGACUUAUGGAACCAUCUUGCAAUAUUUCGAGCACAUAGCCUCACGCAUGUCGCGUCUCCAGAGCUUUGCCUUAGAUUUCUCCGACCGUGGUGUGAAUGCAUCUCAAGCUCGUAUAGGACCCGCGCUUGCAUGGCUUCUUCCAAAAUUGCGGUUUCUCAAAACCCUUAUCCUUUCCCCGUCGACAGACCUGUACACCGUCAUUUGUUCAACGGCAUCUCUUCCCAAUCUCGAAACCAUUGACAUACACAUCGAACCACACAUGAGUAAAUCGUCGUUUAUCAUUUCUUCCCCCACUUCCCCUAUCACAUUAUCCAGCAAACUCCAAAGUCUCACCCUUGCGAUUCCUUAUCCUGACGCCACUACCCAUAUCUUCUGUACCGAGUUCGCCGUGAUGACCAAGUUGUCUUUACAGUCGCACAAGCCCGAGUCCCAGAUAUCUACCCGGAAACUUACAAUGGCCAUAUCCCUUCGUUGCAAAUCCCUACGCGACAUAUCGCUCUUGUCUAAUGCGUUGCAUUUAACAGGAGACAAGCUUGACCUCUCUCCCGAUGAACGCAUAACACUCGCAGACAUCCAACCAUUAUUCGGCUGCCGCAAUGUUAUCCGCUUUUCGAUUGACCACCCAUGCCCCCUUCAGCUCACCAACAGCGACAUCAGACACAUCCUCCAGAACUGGGAAAUGCUUAGCGAGCUUUCUCUGAACCCUUCUCCGAUAUACCUAUCACCGUCAGAUGUUUCCCAUACAUAUUCUGACUGGGAAACUCUAGCCUUUGUCGUCGAGCACGGCAGGAACCUGGAGGGUUUAGGCCUCUAUCUCAAUGGGUACGCGAAAGUUCCUCCGCAUACUGGCAUGCCGCCGUUGCCCAAAUUAAAGAAACUGAGCGUUGGAACUUCGAAACUUCCCUCUAAAAUGAGGGAUGUGCUGGGCCCCGUCAUGUUUCUCAGCCGGUUUCUUACUCUCCAGUGUUGGUUCCACUACUCCUAUGAGUGCCCAGACCGUGCAGGGUGGGAUAUCCUAGGUGAUCUACCAGAUUCUUUUAUUCAGGUGAGGAUGGAAGAGCGGGAGUUGGCUAGGACACGGGUCUGCUAGAUGAAGUAAUUUUCAGGAAAUUAAUGCCGCGCUUCUGUGUGUAUUUUCUUUGGUCUUCCCCAAAGAUGAAAUCGAGGGGUUUAUUGGUACGGUAUUGUCACGGCUGCGUGCUAGCGGUUCGACCGACGCCGCUUUACAAAUUAGUGUUCUCCGCUUGAAACAUCCGUUUUCUCAUAUCUCCUGAGCCUCCAUCAUGCAGCGCAGCACUGACAGCCUUUCGAAGGAGAACGAACACCUCUCCAAGAUUAUCUCCGAGCUCAAAGAGGAGCGCGAUAGGUUCAGGCAGCAAGCAGGGAAGACGAGACAGGAGUUGAGCGAAUUAU